Molecule: messenger RNA, 1607 nt
Organism: Nasonia vitripennis (jewel wasp)
Lineage: Eukaryota; Metazoa; Arthropoda; Insecta; Hymenoptera; Pteromalidae
Product: sister chromatid cohesion protein DCC1
Exons: 6
Coding region: 251-1504 (417 amino acids)
Biological process (GO): mitotic sister chromatid cohesion; maintenance of mitotic sister chromatid cohesion
Cellular component (GO): chromatin; nucleus; chromosome, centromeric region
Source: RefSeq, a predicted model, not a curated record
GCCUUACUUCACACGGUAGAUAAACGCGCGAAACCAACAUAAAGGAAUAGUUUUGUAAUUGUUAUCAAAUUCAUUUUAUUUGCUGUAUAUAUUGCUUGAAUAUUUUGAUAUAUUGUAGAAUUUGGACGAAUUGAAAAUCUAUUGAAAGUAUAGAUUAACGAUGUUACAUUUUUCUUAAAGCUUCUUUUGUGAUAUAAUAAUAGAUAACCUGUUUAAACAUUAUUUACAUCGUUCUUUAUUCUAAAUAAUUAUGGAUAGUGAUAAUGAAAAAGAAGCUCCCUUGAACAUAAGUAACGAAAAUGAUUCAGGAAUACAACGACUGAAGCCAGAAGAAAUAGAAGAAUUAUUUAAAUUGGCCAACAUUGAUAGUUCAGAAGUAUAUCCAAUAGUUCAAAGUCUUUAUUCUUCGGUGCCAGUAGAUAAAGAUACUGAUGAGUAUAAAAUUUUGGAGCUCGAUCAUCAUUUGAUAGAGGCUUUAAAAAUUGGAGAUACGCUUACUUUUCGGGGAGAUGAAAAUGAACCUGCGGUACUGUGCAGCAGUACUAGAACAUAUGAAGUCAAAGAAGCUGAAACAUCAAACACAUGCCUGCUAGUGCCUAACUUGAAAUGUGCAGAUGACAUGAAGGAUGAGGAUAUUGAAGGGCACAUUGCUGAAUCAGUUGAAGUAAAAGGUGUAUACAGUAAAUAUCUUGAAGUACGGGAAAUAAGCCCAAAAUUAAGUAAACUUCAGACUUUAUUAGAACCAUCCUCGUUCAAAGGGAUGGAGUAUGAAAAGUUAAUAGACAAGUCAACUCUUUAUGACUGGGAAAGAAUUCAGGAUAAUGUUCAAGCCAGCGAUGGAGAAAUAUUAAAAGCUCUCCCAGAACUUUUAAUAGCCCAAAUGGAUGGCUACUAUCGGCUUAUUUCUUUUGAGUUUGAAGCCAAAGCUGUACCACUCAUGCUGGAUUUAAUGGAAGAAAAUUCAUGGGAGAUUGAUGAAGUAGAUAAAGAAGUUUCAUAUGAAUCUUUAAGUGAAAUUAUUCCAGAACCAAUUUUCGAGCUACUUUUCAAAAAAUAUACAGAAUCAAGUACAAAAACAAACAAAAAUGGAACUCAAUUGUACAAGUACGAUGAAGCAAAGUCAAGCAGACUAUUGGCCCAAAUAUUAUUGACUGCUUGCCCAACAAAUAGCUACAGCGAUUUUAUGGAAGCCUGGAAAAUUGGAAGUCCUGACAGUAUACAACCAAAAGAAGAAUAUCUUUAUGGUGUAGCUAUUGUAGUUAAUAAUAGUCAAACAAUGAGAAAGGAAGUCAUCCUGUAUCCUGAGUCAAAUUUGUCUGAUGAUAUUCAGAAAAGGUUGAAUGAACUUUUUAAAGUAAAGGAAAAAUGGACAGUAAAAGAAAUUGCUCCUUACAUAUCAAAAUUCACCACGAGAAAGCAAGAUGUAAAUGCUAUUUUGACCAAACAUGCAAGACCAUCCACAGUAAAUGGUGUAAAAUAUUACAGUUCUAAGCAUGGCAAAUGAUAGAAAGUAAAAAUAAUUUCGAACAAGAAGUUAACACAGAAUGGUACGUUACAUACAGAAUGUAUAUUUAUGUGAAUAAAGCAAUUUUAUAUCUUUUCAUAAA